Molecule: messenger RNA, 1476 nt
Organism: Saprolegnia diclina VS20
Lineage: Eukaryota; Oomycota; Saprolegniomycetes; Saprolegniales; Saprolegniaceae
Product: O-phosphoseryl-tRNA(Sec) selenium transferase
Exons: 9
Coding region: 6-1436 (476 amino acids)
Biological process (GO): selenocysteine incorporation; conversion of seryl-tRNAsec to selenocys-tRNAsec
Molecular function (GO): O-phosphoseryl-tRNA(Sec) selenium transferase activity; tRNA binding
Source: RefSeq, a predicted model, not a curated record
GGAGCAUGCAGAGCAGUGUCAACCAGAAGCUCGCCACGGACUUUGUCGACGCCGCGUACAUUCGCCAGGGCAGCGACGCGCUCAAGAGCCACGAGAAGAAGCUCACUGCGCUCCUCGCCCAGCGCAAGCUUCCGGAGGACGGCUGGGACGACCUCAGCAUCCAGUGCUUGCUCAACGACUUGGCCCAAAUGGACAGCAACAACUUUGCUCACAAUGCAGGCGCGGGCGAGCGCGAGGCCCGCGUCGCAAGCAGCCUCGUGCGCAACCGCUGCUUCCAUCUCGCCCACGGCGUCGGGCGGUCGGGUGACAUUUGCGCGAUCCAGCCCAAGGCCGCCGGAUCCUCUCUCCUCGUGCAACUCACCAACUGCCUCGUCUUGGACAUGCUCCACCUCGCUGGCGUCAAGAAUGCCAAGAGCGCGAUCGUCCUCCCGGUGGCCACGGGCAUGGCGCUGCUCUUUGCGAUGCUGACGCUCCAGGCGCAGGCGCGCGUGCCGGGCCGUCCGCACACCAAGCGCUACGUGCUCUGGCCGCGCAUCGAUCAAAAGUCGUGCUUCAAGUCCAUGGUCACCGCCGGGCUCGAGCCUGUUGCGAUCGAGAACGUCUUGGACGGCGACGAGCUGCGCACGGACCUCGCGGCGCUCGAAGCCAAGGUGCGCGAACUUGGGCCCGAGAACAUUCUGUGCGUGCUCUCGACCACGAGCUGCUUUGCGCCGCGCGGGUACGACCGCGUCGACGAGAUCGCGCAGCUCUGCCGCCAAUAUGAUAUUGGGCACGUCAUCAACAAUGCAUACGGACUCCAGUCGUCCAAGUGCACGCACCUCGUCAACCAAGCUUUUCGUGUCGGGCGCGUCGACGCGUGUAUUCAGAGCACAGACAAGAACUUCCUCGUGCCCGUCGGCGGCGCUGUCAUCUGCGGCUCCGACAAGGCAUUUGUGCAAGCGAUCGGCAAGCUGUACCCAGGACGCGCGAGCAAUGCGCCAGCGCUGGACCUUUUCAUUACGAUGCUGCACCUCGGUCGACGCGGCUACAAAGCGCUUCUCGACGAACGCAAGCGGCUCGUGCCCUACUUUCACGCAGCGCUCACGUCGGUCGCUACCGCUUACGGCGAGCGCGUUCUCGAGACGCGGCACAACGAUAUUUCGUUUUGCAUGACCUUGAGCCACGUCACCGGCAAGGACGCGACGUUCCUCGGCUCGAUGCUCUUUUCGCGCGGCGUCUCGGGCACUCGUGUCGUCACGGGCACGGCGAACGCGACGAUCGUGGGGCAUGAGUUCGUCGGCUUUGGCGCGCACUCAGCGACGUACCCGACAGCGUACCUCUCGGCGGCCUGUGCGAUCGGCAUGACCCAAGACGAGAUCGACGUGUUCAUCACGCGGCUCGCCAAGACGCUGGGCGAUUUCAAAGCCAAGACUCCACCCAAGACCAUUGUCGUCUAGCUGCUUUCUAUUACACCAAUCCUGUGCACCUCUAUUACUU